UCCUGUCACUUGUUCCUGUCCUCAUAUUAUUCUAAGGUCUGCAGCACAAAGUCACUUAGUGCAUUCAACUUCCCAAUCCCUGCACAGAGCCAGGCACUGCCUAGUGUCACAGUCCUGCAGCACCUCUCAGCUGUGUGCCCCUCACCCCCUGGGCAUCAAUCCAUGCAGAGAUCAUUGAGUAGUACGGGCAGCCCAUACUGGCAUUGGGAAUAUCCGCUAGAGUCAAGGCCAGGACAGAAGAGAAGACAGUGACUUUUGGUUCCAGACCCCUGUGGGAGGAGGAUGCCUGGAUUGUCCCAGAGAGGAGAGCACUGAGCUCCGGAGGGCACCUGUCUCUGGACCUUGCGGGUGCGGGACCUUCUGCCAACAUGAGCAAACCGGCGGGAUCAACAAGCCGGAUCUUGGAUAUUCCUUGUAAAGUAUGUGGUGACCGCAGUUCGGGUAAACAUUAUGGAGUUUAUGCUUGUGAUGGGUGCUCAGGAUUCUUCAAGAGAAGCAUUCGGAGGAACAGGACUUAUGUGUGCAAAUCUGGAAAUCAGGGUGGGUGUCCGGUGGACAAGACACAUAGAAAUCAAUGUCGGGCAUGUCGCCUCAAGAAGUGUUUAGAAGUCAACAUGAAUAAAGAUGCUGUUCAACACGAACGAGGACCAAGAACUUCCACCAUAAGAAAGCAAGUGGCUCUGUAUUUCAGAGGACACAAGGAUGUCAAUGGGACCACUCCUCACUUCCCAUCGGCAGCUUUGCCAACACCUACCUUUUUCACCACUGUUAGUCAACUGGAGCCUCAUAACCUAGAGUUAGCGGCUGUAUCCACCACCCCUGAGAGACAGACCUUAAUAGGACUCGCUCAACCAACACCAAAGUAUCCUCAUGAAGUGAACGGAGCUCCCUUGUAUCUCUAUGAAGUGGCCACAGAAUCAGUUUGUGAAUCUGCAGCACGGCUUCUUUUCAUGAGCAUUAAAUGGGCAAAGAGCGUUCCUGCUUUCUCCACUUUGUCUUUACAGGAUCAGCUGAUGCUCCUGGAAGAUGCGUGGAGAGAGCUAUUUGUUCUGGGAAUAGCACAAUGGGCCAUCCCGGUUGAUGCAAGCACGCUACUGGCUGUAUCUGGAAUGAACAACGAUAACACAGAUUCGCAGAAGUUGAAUAAAAUCAUAGCUGAAAUUCAGGCGUUGCAGGAAGUGGUGGCAAGAUUUCGGCAGCUCCGACUAGACGCAACUGAGUUUGCCUGUCUCAAAUGCAUUGUCACUUUUAAGGCUGUACCUACACAUAGUGGCUCUGAACUGAGAAGUUUCAGGAACGCAUCAGCCAUUGCAGCCUUGCAAGAUGAAGCUCAGCUCACACUCAACAGUUACAUACAUACCAGAUACCCUACACAGCCCUGCCGGUUUGGGAAACUUUUGCUACUUCUACCUGCUUUGCGGUCCAUAAGCCCUUCGACGAUAGAAGAAGUUUUUUUCAAGAAAACUAUCGGCAAUGUUCCUAUCACACGGCUUCUAUCAGAUAUGUAUAAAUCCAGUGAUAUCUAACCAGGAAGACAUAUCUAAACAGAUUACACUUAUACAGAAGACUGACUAAAGGCAGAUGCUUUACUAAGGAAUAAGACUCAAGGCCACAAUCAUUGUGGAGAACUUUUGUAAAAAAUAGCCAUCAUAUUGAUGUGCAUGUUGUCGAACUAUAAUCUGCUACAUGAUGUAGUCAGUUAUUUGCCUAUAAAUCCAGGGGAUGACCACCAAGUACCCUCAAAGGCCCUGGUAACUCAAAAUGUACAUACAGAUACAGUGUUUUGUAAUGAACAUAGUCGACCUUUCAUAGUAAACCCUGGAGUCCACAGGAACCCAUGAGAAGGCAGCCCUACCAGAAUCAUUUGUAAGGACAAGGUUCAAAGGAUUGAUGGAUGUGUUACAAUACAUUUAUACAUCAUACAGAUCAUCACAGCAUAAAGUAGAAAUAGCUGGCACUGCAUGGAUCUCAUAAAUCACAGUCCAUACGGCCUCUUUCAAGCACGGAAAUUACCAAAAACCUGCUCGGUGGUGCACUAUAUCAGCUUGACCAAUAGAUUUUGGAAACAAAGAAGAAUGCUGCAGCACUCACCAGUCCAGGUAGUAGAUUUAUUGUAAAAGCAGGUAAGGACAUCAGGCAACCAUUGUUUCAUUACAAUAGUAGAUUUAUCAUGGCCUAUCCUCCACAUCGUUCUAUCCCUCUUUUUAUACUAUUUAACAAGUUUCAUUAUCAUAAGGACAAAUCACAUAAAAAAAUAUUAAAAUCACAAUAAACAAUCAUGAUGAAUACAGAAGAUUUUGAUAAAUGCGAUCUAUCAAGGAAGUAAACAGUCCUGUGUCUAUAAGUGUGCACUAAGAUCGCUGUGCUCAUUGAGACCUAAUGGUCCCAGAGUGCCUGACAUCAAGACCGUCAUCAUUCCACAUUUUAAUAAUUGUUUUUGAUGGUAACUCCUCUUUCUAUUCAAAUCUGUUUAAGUCCCAUAAAAUACAUACAUUUUGGAUUAUUCCCAUGGAACUUAUCAAUAUAUUAAAUAUAUAUGGAGAAUCCUUUACCUGUUCUAAGUGAAUAUGUGUGUUCACUAAACCAUAUGUAUAGUGAUCUUAUUGUUUUGCAAACAGAGAAAUAAACACAUUCACACAUCCCAAUGAAAACUACAAAAGACCUCAUGCAUAUCAUGAAGUCUUGAACUGCAAACUCCUGUCCACCUAGAGUAACCCUGCUUGUUAACGUCAUAGAGCUACAAUAGUGGCAUCAACUACAUCUAUAAUAUCCUCACAAACAGAUUGCCCUCUGUGUUUUCAUUGGUAAGCGACCUUUGACCAGAACAUCCCAAAAAAUAGUACAAUGACAGAAAGACACCAAGGUUUUUGUCGUGCUCUUUCGCCUAAUAAUGUGUCACCAGUCACUGUGUUUUUCCUAAUGGCGUCUCUGAUCACAUUGCUCAUUGGGCUGACUUUAAAUGAAAAUAUAAACCACCUUGGUGUAUGUUAUGCUGUUUUCUCUUUCUAGUAUUAGAUAUAAUCUAAUGUUUCAGUUUUCUGGCAGACUUGAUGUAUUAGCAGUGUUUGGUAACCCCCCCCCCCCUGGCAGUUCUAAUUCACUGGCCUGUUUUAAAGGUGUCUGAAUCACUGUUUAUCUUACACAAGCACAAAGACUAUUCGUAGGGUAAAGAUUUUUUACAUGUAAGGAUCUUGGCCAUCUCUUAUACCUUUAUAAUGAAUUGGUGGCUGUAGACUUAUGAUAGUCCUUGGUGACCAAUUCUCCAUUAACCACAGCACCUUUUUUAUGUAGAAAAUCAUGGCGUGUAUUCCCAAAAUUACUGGUGAAUGUCAUAUUUUAAUUAUUUGAGUUUAGGUAGCUUAAAAACCUCAAACACUCCUGCUGUGACCCUGCCCAGUAAAUCUCUUUUCCAUUGUCAUAAUUUACCUUGUUGUACAGUAUGAAGAGGAGGAUGGGUUGAUAUGGAGGAUAGGCCAUGAUGAACUUACCAUUGUAGUAAAACAAUGGUUGCCUGGUGUCCUUAUGCUGUGUUCACAUGUUGCAGUACCGCAACUAAUUACCAUGUAUGUUUUUGCUGCGAGUGGCCACAAUUGCAGUACAAAUAGCGUGUUUUUCCACUAUGAUGCUAAUGACGUACACCGCAGUAUAUUAUUGUGCAAAACCGCACUUGACAAUUAGUUGCAGUACUGCAACAUGUGAGCACAACCAUACCUGCUUUUAUAAUAAAUGUACUACCUGGACUGGUAAAUGCUGCAGCGUUCUUUGUGGAUCAUGAAGGUUAUAUCGGACCACAAUCACUGGAGAAGUCUAAUCUGGACUCUUGAUGAUCUCAUAUAUAGCAAUGUUUUACCUGCUCCUUGAACAAGACUGUGAUUCUUUUAAGACCAUAUGCAAGACUGUCAUUAUAAAGUGUACGUUCACCUGUGAGCACCAUUUAAAGUUUAUAAAUAAUUAUAAUGUAUAUAAAAGGUUUGGCAACUUUACACAUGCAUUGUAUUACUUAAAGUAUAGUGGUCCUAAAUUUUGCCAAGCUACUAUAAUAGGGGACAAUUUUUCUUCUAUAUAAAAUUACUAAACACCACCUGGUGUAAAGAGGACACUUCUUAAUAUGUUGACAACCGGUAAAGCUCUCUGUAUACUGGACAUUGAGGAAAUGCUAGGAGAUUUGAGCUCUGAAGUCUGCAGAAUACUAAACAGCUCUGCACUAUAAUACAGUAUCUGUAUUAAAUAAAUAACACAAGCUAUUUACACAGUUACUCAACUUUUUAUAUAGAUUAUGACUAUAUUUUAGUUGUAAAAUGGUGUUCAAAGGCGUACUCCUUAAAGAGAGACUUUAGUGUGGUGGGUACAUAAAACUGUGUUGUUGCUUUCAAUGGAGCUAUGUUUUCCAGUGAGGUGUAAGCAGAAAUGCUGACUGAUCUUUAGAGGAUAAUUUGAUUCAUAACUAUGUGUUUUUCAUUUCCAUCACUGUGUUGGUUCAAGCUCAUAAAAGCGGUGUCAGAUCUAAUAAGACACUUUAUACGCUUUAAUGCAAGCAAAAAAAUUUGAGGGAGGUCAACGAGCUGAAGUGCCAAAUGUGCUGUAACCAUUAGCAUGUGAGGCUAUAUUCCCAUGGACAUAUGAACAUUUUAUUAUUCAACAAAAUAUAAACAUGAAAAAUAAUUAUUUAAAUCCAAUAUAUGUCCCAUAUACUUGCCCGUUAAAGGAGAGACAAUUCAGCCAUACAAUUCCCACUUAGACGUCCCAAACAUGUAGGAGGGCGCUGCCUUUAGAUACAGUUUUAAUAGUUGCUUUAUGUUCAGUUCAUGGUGUGAAUAGGGUCUAGCACUAAGAAAAAUCAGCACUUCAACUAUCAUAGACAAGUAAUAUGGUUCUUGUUCAGUGUCCUCUAAUUGUGCUUAAAGUUGUACUCAUUUCUUUACAGAGAAUAAAAUAUAU
Messenger RNA from Hyla sarda, 4938 nucleotides. RefSeq names its product nuclear receptor subfamily 2 group E member 1 (gene NR2E1). Gene Ontology annotation, biological process: cell differentiation; anatomical structure development; negative regulation of transcription by RNA polymerase II. The transcript has 9 exons. NCBI's taxonomy places the organism in Eukaryota, Metazoa, Chordata, Amphibia, Anura, Hylidae. The record is from RefSeq and is a predicted model, not a curated record. The coding region runs from base 369 to 1526 and encodes 385 amino acids. Gene Ontology annotation, molecular function: nuclear receptor activity; zinc ion binding; RNA polymerase II cis-regulatory region sequence-specific DNA binding.